This is a messenger RNA of Hydra vulgaris (swiftwater hydra), 687 nucleotides long. Its product is annotated as piggyBac transposable element-derived protein 4-like. The record is from RefSeq and is a predicted model, not a curated record. NCBI's taxonomy places the organism in Eukaryota, Metazoa, Cnidaria, Hydrozoa, Anthoathecata, Hydridae.
AUGGCAACACCAGGACCAACAUUUAGAAGAUCUGCAAUACCUAAAUGCGAUAAAAAUAUCAAACCAAUCCAUCUCUUUGAAUUGUUCUUUGAUAAUGCUUUAAUACAAAAACUUGUCACUGUAACAAAUAACUACCAUUCAAGAAGGUUACAAUCUUCUCCUAUAAAGUAUAGAAUGGUAUGGGUUGAUGUUACGUCAAAUGAAAUUAAAGUAUUUAUAGUAAUUUGUUUAGCCAUGGGAAUAAUAAAACUUUCAUGCAUCCAUGAUUACUGGAGACAAAAACUUUGGUUUUUUGCUAUUCCAUCUUUUAGUAAAAUAAUGUUUCGUGAUCGAUUUAGACAAAUUCACCGUUAUCUUCAUUUUUGCAAUGAGACAGCAGCAAUACCAAGGGGUAAUGAAGGAUACGACAAACUCUUCAAGGUGCGUAUGCUGCUAGAUGACCUUUGUCCUAAUUCAAGAAAUCUUUAUAAACCAAAAAGAGACACUUGCAUUGAUAAGAGUAUGAUACCUUUUAAAGGAAGAAUCUCUUUCCGAAAAUUUAUUCCAAGCAAACGUACAAGAUUUGGAAUAAAAGCUUGGGUAAUGGCAGAGCCAUCUACCGGGUACAUAUCAGAGUUCUUGAUUUACACUGGAAAAGAUAUUGAUGGACAAAAGCACCAUCAUCUUGCAGGAACUAUUGUCUGUUAA